This is a messenger RNA of Elgaria multicarinata webbii, 3422 nucleotides long. It is a transcript of the gene PELP1, whose product is annotated as proline, glutamate and leucine rich protein 1. The record is from RefSeq and is a predicted model, not a curated record. Gene Ontology annotation, cellular component: nucleus. NCBI's taxonomy places the organism in Eukaryota, Metazoa, Chordata, Lepidosauria, Squamata, Anguidae. Gene Ontology annotation, biological process: rRNA processing. The coding region runs from base 140 to 3211 and encodes 1023 amino acids. The transcript has 18 exons.
UGCCGGCGCCCCCCUCGCCUCGGCCCCCCGCGGCCUGGCCGGGCUGGUCCGCUGCGCCCGGGACAGCGGCGGGGGCCGCACGCAGGAAUCGCCCACCCUCGGGGGCCUGGUGAGCAUCAGCAACGUCCGGCUGGGCUCCAUGAAGACUCGGUUUGAGGGCCUGUGUCUCCUCUCUCUGCUGGUGACGGAGAGCCCCACCGAAGCGUUCAGCCAAAACUGCGUGAGCUGGCUGCACAGCCUGCAGCACCUCAUCCAGUCUCAGGAUCCGCCCCCCACCAUGGAACUGGCCGUGCUCAUCUUACGGGACCUGCUGGAGUAUUCCUGCCAACUCCCUGACCUGGCGCGAGACAUCAGCACCAACCACAUCCCCGGACUCCUCACCUCUCUGCUGGCCCUCAAGCCCGAGUGCCAGCUGUCUGCCCUGGAAGGAAGCAAAGCUUGUAUGACCUUUUAUCCCCGGGCCUGUGGCUCCUUGCGAGGCAAACUGGCAGCCUACUUCCUCUCCCGAGUGGAUGCAGAAAUGCCUCACCUGCAGCAGCUGGCCUGCGAGUGCUACGCCCUCUUGCCCUCCCUGGGCGCCGGCUUCACGCAGGGACUCAAGUACACGGAGUGCUGGGAGCAGCAAGCCCACUGCCUCCUGGCCACGCUCCACAGCCUGCUGGGGACUCUCUACGAGGGCGCGGAGACAGACCCCCCGCUGCAUUACGACGGGCCGGGCGUGGAGAUCCCCCUGCCGGCACCGGAGGAAGGCGAGGCCAACUUCGUCCUGCACCUGAGGCAGCGCUUCUCCGGGCUGGCCAAGUGCCUCUGCUGGAUGCUCAGUAACGAGUUUGUGGCUCCUGUGACGGUCCCGGUUCAAGACAUCCUGGACUUCAUCUGCCGAGCCCUUGACAUCUCCGUGAAAAACAUUAGCUGGUUUGGCGACGGACCCCUCCGGAUGCUGUUCCUGCACUCGGUCCACCUGGAGAUCUUGGACCUGCUUUCGGCUCUCAUCUUAGCCUGUGGCCCUCGGCUGGUGCGGUUUGGGGGGACCCUGUGCCGCCUGUUCCCGCAGGUCCUGACCGUGUGGAGCACCGGACGGGAUCUCUUCCCCGCGGGGCAGGAGCGCCCUUACAGUGCAGUCCGGACGCGGCUUUACCAGGUCCUGGAUCUAUGGCUGCAGGUGGCCGGGCCGGCGUCUGGCGUCCUGCAAGGGCACGGGACCCCAAGCGAGACCCUCCUGGGUCACCUGAUCAGUGACAUCAGCCCGCCAACGGACACGCUCAAGAUGCGGGAGAGCCGGCCCGGCUCCGACGGGAAGCCCAGCGCCCCCAAGAAGGCCAAGCUGUCCGACCUGGGCAGCUCUGGAUCCCUGCACCACAAGCACGACCCCCGGGCCAACAGCAGCGUGUGCCUGGCGGCCCUGCAAGGUCUGAGCCGUGCUGUCCUCCUCACCGGCAGCCUCAUCAAGGAGCAAGCCCACAAGCGGCUGCAAGAGCUGGCCAUCCCGCUGCUGAUCCGGCUGGGCCAAGCCGAGCCCCUGCCAGGCUCCCCCUACGCCAGUGCCGCCUGCCGCCGGGAGCUCUACCGCCUGCUGAUGGCCCUGGUGCUGGCCCCCGCCCCCGCCCGGCCCCCUCCUCUGCACUGCGCCCUGCGGCUGCUGAGCCACGGCCGCACCGACCCCAACCUUCAGGUGUCGUCCUUCUGCGCGGAGGCCUUGGUGGUCUGCAACGCCCUGCUCCACCCACGGGUGCCGUCCUUGCAGGUGCCCCUCUCCGGGCCCUCGGGGGCCCCGCCGGGCUCCUCCUCGGAGAUCUCGCCGGCCGCCGCCUCCCCCUUCCGCCCGGCCCCCCGGCUCCCGCCCCCGGCCUCCCCUUCCGCCCCCCCCUUGGUGCCCCCCUCUGGCAGCGCCCUGGGCCUGCCUUUGCCCAGCCUGGCUUUGGCCCAGCUGCCCCCCCGCUUGACCCCCGAGGAGCCUGCUCUACCCCCGUCUCCCGGCACAGCCGAGGCCGCCGCGCUGGCCGCCGGCGCCAAGCUCCGGCGCUCCGUUUUCGUCCACUAUGACAAGGAGGAAGAGGAGGACGUGGAGAUUUCCUUGGAGAGUGACUCCGACGACAGCGUGGUCAUCGUGCCCAAGGGGCAGCUGGGGAAGGGCGCCCACAGCGCCGGCCCAGCGGCGGGGACAGCUGUGGCGGUGGCCCCCAUGCCCCCGCCCCCCCUGCCGCCCCCGCCCGCCUCCCCUCCGCCUGCCUCCGAGGAGGCCCCGGUGGAGCCUGUGGCUCCGCUGCCUCUCCCCAUGGCGGCUCCCGCCCCUCCCCCCGCCACCACCUCGCUCCCCCCUUCCCCGCCUCCCGUGGCGAGUGAUGCUCCGCUCCCCCCCGCCCUUGUGGAGGAGGACCCCACCGUCAUCAACAUCAACAGCAGCGAGGAGGACGAGGAUGAUGAGGACGAUGAGGAAGGCUUCCCUGAGGACGAGGAGUACUUUGACGAGGAAGAAGAGGAGGAAGAAGAGUUUGAUGACGAGGAGGGAGAAUUCGAAGAGGAACUGGAUGAGGAAGAAUUGGACGAGGAGGAGAUGGAAGAGAUGGAAGAGGAAGACGAAUUUGAUGAAGAGGGGAUGACAGAGGAGGAGGAAGAGGAGGAGGAGGAGGAGGAGGAGGACGAAGGCCUGACGGAGGACGAGGACGAGGAGGAGGGGCUGCUGCCCGCUUUGCCCCACAGGAACGAUGAGGAGCCCCCGGAGCUGUUGCCGGUGAAAGAUGAGGUCCCCAAACUGGGGGGAGAGGAGGAGGAGGAGGAGGAGGAAGAUGAGGGGGCAGGGCUCCUCAUGGAGGUGGAUGAGGAAGCCUUCCACCCUCCUGCGGAAGGCCAGGAGGAGGAGGAGGAGGAGGAGGAGGAGCAUGAGGCGGGCAGGACCGUGGGGGCCGAAGAGCCUUCCUUGCCUGCUGCGGAAGAGCUGCUGCCCCCACCCACGGCCACGGACCCCAGGCAGGAGGAGGCCUCCCCUCUGCCUGCCGCCACCACCAUAGCCUCCUCCGUGGAGCAGGAGGAGAAUCCCGCUGAGGAGCGGGAGGGGUCUCUGGCCCUCGCAGGAGGAGCCCCCUUUACCGCCACUCCUCAGGAGGAAGAGGAGGAGGAGGCUGCAACGGUAGAUGAGACAGAGGCCAUGUUGGCUGACUUCGUGGACUGCCCACCGGACGAGGAGAAGCCCCUGCCUGACCCUUGUUCCUGAGGGGGCUACACUUCGGGGGUGCAAGGGAGCUCCCUCCAGAAGAGCAGGGGGAGAAGAGGACUGUGCCCAACCCCAGAAGGGCCUCUCCCCACAUGCGCUCCGCCCCAGUCUGGACUUAAAAGCCCGUUCCUCCAUUUAUUUUGGGGGGGGGGUUAGGGGUUGUUGUUUUUUACACUAAUAAACAGGUUCAAUAAAUGUUUUCUCCUUUGGA